This is a messenger RNA of Geosmithia morbida, 1080 nucleotides long. RefSeq names its product Short-chain dehydrogenase. NCBI's taxonomy places the organism in Eukaryota, Fungi, Ascomycota, Sordariomycetes, Hypocreales, Bionectriaceae. The coding region runs from base 1 to 1080 and encodes 359 amino acids. The transcript has a single exon. The record is from RefSeq and is a predicted model, not a curated record. Gene Ontology annotation, molecular function: oxidoreductase activity, acting on the CH-OH group of donors, NAD or NADP as acceptor.
AUGGCGACAUCUCAGACGGUUAUGCGCUUCUACCACACCGUCAAGUCCAUCGUUCUCAACCCCAUCGUCCCGGGCUCGGCCCUGGUAUUCCUCACCUAUGCCCCUGCCGACGUGGUAGCCAAGCUUCUCAAGCCGGAGGUGGUGUCGCGGUAUCUGAGCGGCGGGGUGGCGGACCUCAAGUUCCCGCUCCAGAUCGUACUCGGGGUGGCGAUUGUGCGGACGGUGAACCGGUUCCUGAGCCGCUGCGCCCUGAGCAACUGGACCAUCACGACGGCCAGCGGGUGGGACUGGCCCAAGGAGAUUGCCGUCGUGACGGGCGGCAGCGGCGGCAUCGGCCGCGACAUGGUGCUCAACCUGACGGCCAAGGGCGUGCGCGUCGCCGUCCUGGACGUGGCCCCGCUGCCCGCCGACAUGGAGGCCGACGGCCUGAUCCGCCACUUCCAGUGCGACGUGUCCGACCACGAGGCCGUGCGAGCUGCCGCCGACGCCGUGCGCUCCACCUUUGGCCACCCGACCAUCCUCGUCAACAACGCCGGCAUCGUCACCAACCAGCCCAUCCUCGACACCAGCCCCGACUAUGUCCAGAAGGUGGUCGGCGUCAACCUCCUGUCGCUGUGGUACACGACCCAGCAGUUCGUCCCCAACAUGAUCCUCGCCGACAAGGGCCACGUCGUCACCAUCGCCUCGGCCGCCUCCUACACCAUCCUCGCCAACGCCGCCCACUACUCGGCCACCAAGGCCGGCGCCCUCGCCUUCACCGACACCCUCCGCGCCGAGCUCAACGUGGUCCACAAGGUCAAGGGCGUCCUCACCACCUGCGUCCACCCCUGGUGGGCCACCUCGGGCAUGACCAGCCGCUACGCCGACGCCAUCACGAGCUCCAUGGGCCCCAUGUUGACCUCCCAGUUCGUCGCCGACAGCGUCACCAAGCAGAUAUUCAGCCGACGUGCCGGUCACGUCUUCGUCCCAGACAUGUACUCGUGGAUGAGCAGCAUCCGCCACUUCCCCUCUUGGGUGCAGAUCAUGGUCAACAACAGUACCGCCAAGAUGACGCCUCUCCCUGCCAAGAAGACGGCCUAA